Trichoderma harzianum CBS 226.95 is the source of this 2331-nucleotide messenger RNA. RefSeq lists its product as hypothetical. NCBI's taxonomy places the organism in Eukaryota, Fungi, Ascomycota, Sordariomycetes, Hypocreales, Hypocreaceae. Gene Ontology annotation, biological process: vesicle-mediated transport; intracellular protein transport. Gene Ontology annotation, molecular function: clathrin binding. The record is from RefSeq and is a predicted model, not a curated record. Gene Ontology annotation, cellular component: membrane coat. Bases 1 to 2331 code for a protein of 776 amino acids. The transcript is spliced from 3 exons.
AUGGAGUCAAUAUCAAGAAUCUCUGGCCUCUUGGAGGCUGCAAGGGAACUCACCCUCGAUGCCGCCCAGGCCACGCGAGGCGUCCGCACGAGCUCCAAGUUGCUGGACAGGAACCAGAUGCGAAAGCUUCUUGACAGCCGCAACGAGAGGGAGGUGCUGGAGGGACUGCGGCGUGUCAUAGCGAUGAUGUACCGUAACCACAAAACAUUACCUUUCUUUUCAUCCGUCGUCAAAAACGUCGCCUCGCCCAACUUCGAAAUCAAGAAGCUCGUCUACAUCUACCUCAUCCACCAUGCCGAGCAGGAGCCCGACCUUGCCCUGCUUUCCAUCAACACGAUCCAAAAGUCGCUCUCCGAUACGAACCCUCAGGUCCGAGCUCUCGCACUGAAAACCAUGUCUGGUAUCCGCGUGCCAGUCAUCAGCCAGAUUGUGUCGCUUGCCAUCAAGAAAGGCGUGGCCGACAUGAGUCCUCUAGUGCGCAAAGCCGCCGCUCUUUCAAUCCCCAAAUGCUACCGGUUGGACCCCAGCCAGUCUCCUCAGCUUCUAGAAUAUCUAGCAACGCUGCUAGGUGAUAAGCAGUAUUACGUUGCUGGUGCUGCUGUGUCAGCCUUUUUGGAGAUUUGCCCCGAACGGAUCGAUAUGAUACACAAGCAUUACCGUGGCUUGGUCAAGAAGAUUGUCGACAUGGAUGAAUGGAGCCAACUGGCUACGCUCAAGCUCAUGACAUACUAUGCACGAAAGUGCUUCCCUCGACGGGCUCAACCGGCUGUUACAUCCGAAACCCCCCAAACGCAGACCCAAAACAACAACAUUGAUGAUUUUUACGGGGAGUCAAGCUCCUCCAAGCCCACCACCUACUCAACUUCGGUAGACUCUGAUUUGACCCUGCUGCUGAAUGGCAUCAGACCUCUUCUGCAGAGCCGAAACUCGGGUGUUGUUGUUGCCGUUACAAGGUGUUACAUAGACGUUGGCACUCCAGAAUACGUAAAGCACGCUAUAGGUCCAUUGGUCGCCCUCCUGAGAGGGGCUCAGGACAUACAGCAAAUCGCUUUAUACAACAUUGUUUCCGUUUGUCUUGUGCGCCCACUUGACUUUGUCAAGUAUGCAAGCCACUUUUUGGUCAGAUCGACAGAUAGCGCACCGAUUUGGGAGCUGAAGCUUGAAGUGCUGGCACUCAUCUUCCCACACAGCCCCGUCCAUGUCAAGAGUCUGAUCCUGAAGGAGCUGGAGCACUUUUCGCAAGGAUCCAACAAGGCUCUUGUACGCGAAGCAGUCCGAGCCAUUGGCCGCUGCGCACAGGCGGAUGCAGCCACAGCGCCUAGGUGUUUGAAGCUGCUCCUAAGCCAGAUCACCAGCUUAGACGGAACCUUGGCUGCAGAGUCGCUGACGGUCAUUCGGCACCUCAUCCAGCAGGAUGCAGAGGCGCAUGCGGGGACGGUAGUGCGCCUAGCAAAGAACCUUGACUCAGCAACUGAUCCUCAGGCGAGAGCGACCAUUAUCUGGUUGGUUGGCGAGUUUUCUGGCCUUAACGGGGAAGACAACAUCGCGCCGGACGUUUUUCGCAUUCUCCUCAAGGACUUUGCGAGCGAAUCGGAGGCUGCAAAGCGCCAGAUAUUGCUUCUUGGCGCAAAAGUUUAUCUUCACCAUCUGAAUCGUCAGAGCGAAGCAGAAAAGAAUAGAGUGGGGGAGGAAGACCCUCCAAUGGAGGUAGAGAAGCACCCCAUCGAAAGAUUAUGGGACUAUGUCCUGCUCCUUGUGAGAUAUGAUGUCUCGUUUGACCUGCGAGACCGAGCCCGCAUGUAUCGUGCCGUGCUUUCUGUACCGCAGCUUGCUACGCUGAUGCUCCUUGCGCCGAAGCCCGCUCCCCAAGCGCCCAGUCCAUCCGAGUCGAGAAAGGGGUUCUUGUUGGGCUCUUCGACUCUUGUCUUGGCUGGAGGUGGCGGUCUGCACGGCCUCAGGGGAUACGAGACGCUGCCUGAUUGGGUCGAGCCCGGCAAGGAGCCCGAUCCACGGUUACGCGAAGCAGAAAAGGAUGUUACGACAGCACGCUAUGACAGCGAGAGAUCUACGGUAUCGGCGGCUGACAAACUUGACGAAAUUGUUAGAUCGGCACCAGUUAGCAAGUCGAACGGUGCUGGGGAGAGUCUGAGGACGAAGACGUUGGAUGACUGGCUGGCUGAAGAGGAGGAGGAGGAGGAGGAAGAGGAAGAGGAAGAGAGUGAAGAGGAAGAAAGCGAAGAAGAGGAGUCCGAGGAAGAGGAAGAUGAUGAGGAAGAAGAGGAAGAAGACAGUGAUGAUGAUGGAGAGACAGAUAGACUAGUCAAGUCAUGA